CCCUCGGAGGCUGGCGUUCGGGUCGCGAGGCCGCGCGCUCAGACACGGGAAUCACCGGCUGGUGUCCCGGGUCCUCCCAGCGCUGGCUGUCGGCGCCUCUGGCUGCUUGGAGGCGGCAUGGCCACAGUGGCCGCGGUGGCCCGCGGGGCCGGGGCAAGGGCGGCGGCGGGGCUGCGGGGCGGCAGCGGGGCUGCGGCUCGGGGACGGCCGCGUGCGAGCUGCGCUCGGCGCCUGUGCACUGCCCCGGCCGCCGUGGACAUGAAACGCUACCUGUGGGAGCGCUACCACGAGGCGAAGAGGAGCACGGACGAAUUGGUUCCUUCCAUUAUGAGCAACUUGCUGAAUCCAGAUGCCAUUUUCUCAAACAACGAGAUGAGCCUAUCGGACAUUGAGAUAUACGGCUUUGAUUAUGAUUACACCCUGGUGUUCUACUCCAAGCAUCUCCACACGCUCAUCUUCAACGCUGCUCGGGACCUUCUCAUCAAUGAACACAGGUAUCCUGUGGAGAUCAGGAAGUAUGAGUAUGACCCAAACUUCGCCAUCCGUGGACUCCAUUACGACGUCCAGCGGGCAAUAUUGAUGAAGAUCGAUGCUUUUCAUUACAUCCAGAUGGGAACCGUCUACAGAGGUCUCAGUGUUGUCCCCGAUGAAGAAGUCAUUGAAAUGUACGAGGGAUCCCACGUGCCCUUGGAGCAGAUGAGUGACUUUUAUGGAAAGAGUUCUCACGGGAACACCAUGAAACAGUUCAUGGACAUCUUCUCCCUGCCUGAGAUGACCCUGCUGUCCUGUGUGAAUGAGCACUUCCUAAAGAACAACAUUGACUAUGAGCCGGUGCACCUGUACAAAGAUGUCAAGGACUCCAUAAGGGAUGUCCACAUCAAAGGAAUAAUGUACCGAGCAAUUGAAGCGGAUAUUGAGAAGUACAUCUGUUAUGCCGAGCAGACCCGUGCGGUGCUGGCUAAGCUGGCUGCCCACGGCAAGAAGAUGUUCCUCAUCACCAACAGCCCCAGCAGCUUCGUAGACAAAGGGAUGCGGUAUAUCGUGGGGAAGGACUGGAGGGAUCUGUUCGAUGUGGUCAUAGUUCAGGCCGAGAAGCCCAACUUCUUCAAUGAUAAGCGGAGACCUUUCCGGAAGGUGAACGAGAAAGGUGUCUUACUCUGGGAUAAAAUCCACAAGCUUCAAAAAGGCCAGAUCUAUAAGCAGGGCAAUCUGUAUGAAUUUCUGAAGCUCACUGGAUGGAGAGGCUCCAAAGUGCUGUAUUUUGGUGACCACAUAUACAGUGACCUGGCGGAUCUGACACUGAAGCAUGGCUGGCGCACUGGAGCGAUCAUCCCCGAGCUGCGGUCCGAGCUCAGAAUCAUGAACACGGAGCAGUAUAUUCAGACCAUGACCUGGCUGCAGACCUUGACUGGGCUCCUGGAGCAGAUGCAGGUCCACAGAGAUGCUGAGUCACAGCUGGUCCUGCAGGAAUGGAGGAAGGAGAGGAAGGAGAUGAGAGAAAUGACCAAAAGCUUCUUCAACGCCCAGUUCGGGAGCUUGUUCCGCACAGACCAGAACCCGACCUACUUCCUGAGGCGCCUGUCGAGGUUCGCGGACAUCUACAUGGCCUCUCUGAGCUGCCUGCUGAACUACGACGUCCACCACACCUUCUACCCUAGGAGGACUCCCCUGCAGCAUGAGCUCCCCGCAUGGUCGGACAGCCCCUCUGCCUUCAGAGCCCCGCUGCUGCAGGAGGUUCAGGCCAAGUAAUCUCUGAGGAAGAAGCCAGGAGCAGCCACGGCCUCACAGAGGGUCCAGUGGGCCUGAGAGUUGCUUUCCCAAAGAGUCAGAUAACACCUUUUGUAUUUUUUCUACCUUACCACAAACACUGUCCUGUCCAGGUAGAGACAGGAGCGGGCCGCCUGGGUUGUGUCCUCUACACACAGCAUCGAGACACGGAUGCUGCCUUGUUUACUAUGGAGAUCCAACAUCAGGCCUUCUGAGACAAGUGAGACCGCUUGAUGCUGUCUGUGUUCAGCAGGUCAAGAGAGGACACUUCUUGAUUCUGUGAGACAUUUCUUGGUUGUUUACAAGCAAAGCAUUGGGGACUGGGAGAGCACGGUGACAUCUCAGCCAGUUCCCUGUCCUCUGGUCCUAGGCUUUUGCGGGCUUCUACACGUUGCUCCAAGAGACCACAGGCUCCCAGAAUGACUUUGUUGAGGAAGAACAAGAAGAACUUGUCCUCAGUGUGAACUUGCUUUGCCUGCCCCUAGCUGCUGACGGGGUGAUGGGCAGAUUUCCUCCUCCCCCGGGAGUAGGUGAGGAGAUGGCAGCUCUGGUUAUAAUUGCCUUUAAGCUGGUGGGUCGGACAUUGUAGGAGACAAGCAGCAAAGCCUUGGGGCUCAGGCUGCGGCCAGCACAAACCUGUGUGCUAGGGCACUUGGGACACAGCAGCUCGCUGGUGGAAUUUCACAUUUAAUGCCAAGAGCCAAGCUCAUGAAGGGCACCUCUUCCUCCCUCCCCAAUCUGGGAGGCAGAAUCCUUUAUUAUGUCUGCUUUGCAGUAUCUUUGAACAUAUUUGAUGCCCUGAGGGCCACAGGAAUGUUAGAGGACACAGUCCUGUUUAAAUGGUUUCAUUGUAAAUGCCAAAUGAGUCCCUGUGGCUAGAUCAGCCUUGUCUCACGUGACCCGGCUCAUUUUAAGCUUUUGCGCUAAUGUGGCGCUGCCGCUGCUGUUGCUGCUGUUGCUGCUGUUGCUGCUCUUCUUUCCCCUCCUCCUCGCCCACUCCAUUCCCCCCUCCAGUUAGGGUCUUGCUAUGGAUCCUGGGCUGCCCUUGGACUCAAUCCUCCUGCCUCAGUCUCCUGAGUGUUGAAUUAUAGGCAUGCGACUGUGGUGUGGCAUGUAUUAAAUCUAAAGAACAGCAUGAACACGA
Messenger RNA from Onychomys torridus (southern grasshopper mouse), 2911 nucleotides. RefSeq names its product 5'-nucleotidase domain containing 3 (gene Nt5dc3). Gene Ontology annotation, molecular function: 5'-nucleotidase activity. The coding region runs from base 118 to 1749 and encodes 543 amino acids. The transcript is spliced from 14 exons. NCBI's taxonomy places the organism in Eukaryota, Metazoa, Chordata, Mammalia, Rodentia, Cricetidae. The record is from RefSeq and is a predicted model, not a curated record.